CUAGGAAUAGCGUCAGGCAAUGGUACCGCUAUGCCCCUCUAGUACAAUCUGAAUUUGAUUCCGACGGUCGAUAUAGAUAUGAUGAAACCCGCCCCGAAAGGAGAGAGAAAUGGUGCAUGUUUGUGUUCUCUCCCUCUUUCCAUUUUGUGGUUCCUAAGCAAACAAAUCAUUCAAAAUUCUCACUCCCAUUCCCUUUUCUUCCCUUCUCUAUAAAUCCCUUCUUUCUUCAACUCUUCUCCCUCACUUAAUCCUUCAUCAAUGGCUUCCAUCUCCUCCUCUCAGGACUCUACCUCAUGGUCUCCCAAUCAAAACAAAGCCUUUGAAAGGGCCUUGGCUAUCUUUGACAAGGACACGCCUGAUCGUUGGCUCAAUGUCGCAAAGGCCGUUGGCGAUAAGACUGCCGAUGAAGUCAAGAGACAUUUUGAGCUUCUCGUUGAGGAUGUCAAGCACAUUGAAUCUGGCCUUGUCCCAUUUCCUAAUUACACAUCCUCUUCCUCUUCCUCUUCCGCCUCUUGAAUCUCCCAUGAUAACAUCAAUGAUCAAGAGCAAAGGAUGAGAAAUAUGAGGCUUGGCUAAAAUGGUUGAAAUUGGAAGCAACUUGGAAGGGUGGGAUGAGGAAGAACAUAGAUUGGAUGGCUAUUUGCAAGUCCUUCAACAAUCAAAACCUGCAAUUCUAUGUGAUAAUUUGUUUUUUUUUUUCUUUUUUUAGAAGUUCAUUUUUCUAACUAAAAGGCUAAUUAAUGUUGGAGGAUGAAUUUAAUUUAUGUUUUUA
Molecule: messenger RNA, 772 nt
Organism: Cucurbita maxima (winter squash)
Lineage: Eukaryota; Viridiplantae; Streptophyta; Magnoliopsida; Cucurbitales; Cucurbitaceae
Product: protein RADIALIS-like 1
Exons: 2
Coding region: 259-516 (85 amino acids)
Molecular function (GO): DNA-binding transcription factor activity
Source: RefSeq, a predicted model, not a curated record